CCUCCUUGUCCUUCAACGUCCCACUCGAGCGCCACUCCCUCCUUUUGGCGCGUCGCGGCGGUGUCAUGGCGUUCACACUGUACUCGCUGCUGCAGGCCGGGCUGCUCGUCGUCAACGCUGUCGCCGUGCUGCACGAGGAGCGCUUCCUCCGCAACGUUGGCUGGGCAAGUGAUCAAGGGAUUGGAGGAUUUGGAGACGCACCAGGAAUUAAAGCACAGCUAAUGAACCUCAUUCAGUCUGUACGAACCAUUAUGAGAGAAGAAAGCUGCUGACGAGACAAGCUGGGGGCUGUCACUGCUCUGGUGGUGAAUCCAGGGGUGUUAUCAAGACAGAGAAGGAGAAGAACAGUAACACAAAAAUGGAAAUUGUCUCUUCAGAGUUGGCGAACUCUGUGGAUACAGUGUGCUUGUCAGAAAUGUAACUUACACACACCGGGCCAGUCAAAUCCACUGUUGAAAUCUUAUCAGAGCUUUUGUUCAUCACUGCAGUAUUUUCCAGGACCACUGCAUGUGUACCAAGGUCUUUGGAGGAGUAAUGUGAGGUGCAGUGCCUGGUGCAACAGAAAUGGGAUGAAACAAAUCAUUAGGUAUUAGAUUAAGCAUGAAGAGCUGAAGGGAUGAAAGACACGGACUCCUGAUGGCUCUUGAACAGAAGACCUUUAUUGCCAUUUUCCUCCACUACAUAUACUUUCCCCAUAGCCCCAUGCGCUGCCCACACGCCCGAAUCUGUCAUACAAUUGGUUAGAGACCCUCAGACAUGCGCCUCAAGCCAGUCAGCAAUUGGCCACUGCCCAAAGCUCAUCUUUAACACUGUAGCCAAGUUAAUUUAUCUCGACCUUGCUCAUGUUUUUGUUUCUACCACUUAUUUCCUCAUUAUCUCUAAUUCAGGGACGUGUGAAACAGCGCAAAGCCAUCUGUGAAUUCCUUUCCCCGCAAAGAGCUAUUUGUAUUUGAAGCCAAUCCAAUUAAUAACAGGAUAUAGCUAACAGCAGUACAGAACUGAUAGCUGGGGUGCUGGUGAUAGAGCUGAUUUAAUUAAUUAUGGAGGUGUCCUUUUACACUGCCUCUUAUCUUUUUGCCCUUUAACAUUAAAAGGGUCUUAUCCUCUUCUCCAUUUGGCUAGUUGCAUUCAAACUAAAGCUGAACAAAAUUUUUAUUUGAAGGGAUUUCUCAAAAUAUAUUACCUAUUUCCUCAUUAUAGAAAUACACAUCUCAAGGAAUGUCUCUUAUCUUGUGAUUUCUGGUUGUUCUUCCAAAAAUGAAAACUUUGUCAGUAGUGAGAAAUUAGGGGCUUGGGUCUCUUAAUAUUCCUUAAUAAAUUUUCAAUAUACAUAUACAUAUAUAAAAUCUGGGGAGAGGUCAAAGAAUUUGGUUCAGAUAUAAAACAAAACCAAAUGUCAUUUCCCUAAAAUGGUGUUACCCAAACAAGUGCCCUAGCGGUUCUCCAGCCACCGUUAAUGCACCCCACUGUAAGGCUGAUGGAGAAAGAAUUUGUGUAACCGAGGACCCCAAGACGCAAUGGGUUUUGGCAGGCUCUUUCCAUGAGCUCCCCUGAUUAUACUUGGCUCCUGCAGGAAUUCCUCACUGCACACAUUUCCUUGGUGACCCUGGGUCCUCCCCUGCUGCCACUCACCUCAGGAGAACUUUCACUGCUAUGCUGAUCACAACCAACAGUAACAGACUGCCACUGAGAGACACUAUGAUAAUGUUAUCAGUAAUCAGUGAUGAACCUUGAAAAGCAGAUGGAAACCACAGGUGAGUUUUGCCAACAAGCAGCUUUAGGAAAUGCAACCUUUUGCAAAAGGACCCCAGGUUGUCACAGGUUGCACACAGGUCCUUCUGCUGCAAACCAUGGACUGAGAGGGGUGACUGACCAGCUGUGAGUUAGGAGGGCAUUCCCGUCAACUAGUUUUUCUUCAAAAAUCUUGCAGCUCAGUUAAUUAACUCAUGGGUGUUUAUCUACCAAAGGACAAUCCCAAACUGCUUCACAGAGCUGAUGCUGAAACCCAGCCCUAUGGAUCUAAGGAUGGAAUAGUGUAGCCCCACACUGCUAGACCACAGAACUGUCAUUUCAGAUAUUAUUCACUUUUUUGCAGUAAAGUCAUUGCAGGAUCCCAUAUCUUACUGCUUCUCUCGCCAGCACUCUCCAUCCACUUCCACCCUUUUCAAUUUCAGUUUCCAUCCUUUUUGGCUCUUGGGUUUAUUUCAAAACUUAAUGGACUGAAAUCUGGCUUAGAUUUCCCCUUCUACAUCCAUUUUCGAGUUCCCCACUCCUGUCUUCUGCCACAACAGCUCCUUUCAUUUCCAUCAUUCUGCCCUCUCUAAAAUCCCAACAGCAACAGAUCUAUGGCUAAUUCCUUCCUUCCUUUUGAGCUCAUUCACAAAGCUGUAUCUGUUAAAUCUUGUACAUUUGCUAACAUUUGAUAACAUUGCUAUUACCUAGAGCCUCUCACUGCUGUUGUCACACAAAUAAACACUGCAAAACUGAUUUUAAAUGCUAAUGAAAAAAAAAA
Messenger RNA from Anas platyrhynchos (mallard), 2512 nucleotides. The record is from RefSeq and is a predicted model, not a curated record. Lineage: Eukaryota; Metazoa; Chordata; Aves; Anseriformes; Anatidae.